Messenger RNA from Closterium sp. Yama58-4, 975 nucleotides. The record is from the annotation of a GenBank genome assembly. NCBI's taxonomy places the organism in Eukaryota, Viridiplantae, Streptophyta, Zygnematophyceae, Desmidiales, Closteriaceae.
AUGGGGCUAUCUCAUAACGCCCAUCAUCGGGGGUUCGCUCACCGACCGAUACGGCGGCCGCUUCGUGCUGGCAGCAGGGCUAUCCCAUCACGCCCGUCAUCUCAACCCCAUCUUCUCCCCCUUCCCCCUCCUUCCCAACUAUGCCCUCCUUCCCCUCCAACUCCUUCUCCCAUCCCCCCCCAGUCCUCGUUCCUAUGGGGCUAUCUCAUCACGCCCAUCAUCGGGGGGUCGCUCGCCGACCGUUACGGCGGCCGGCCCGUGCUGGCAGCAGGGCUGGCGCUCUGGUCGCUCGCUACACUGCUCACGCCCACUGCUGCAGCGCACUCCCUGGGUGCUCUGCUAACUGUGCGCGCUGUCAUGGGUUUGGGCGAAGGCGUCGCCCUACCCUGCAUGAACCACAUGGUGUCACGCUACGUGCAAGAGAGCAGGAGAGCGUGGGCGGUGGGGAUGUGCUUCGCGGGGUUCCACGUGGGAAGCAUGGUGGGGCUGCUGCUCACACCACCCGCUCGCUUGCCCCUCUUCCCUGUCCCCCGUCUUCCAUCCUCCAACCCCAGCUAUGUGCCAGAGCAGAGGCGGGCGUGGGCGGUGGGGAUGUGCUUCGCGGGCUUCCACGUGGGCAGCAUGGUGGGGCUGCUCUCUGCGCCUUCCCUCAUGGCACUACCAGGUCUGGGCGUGACGGGCCCCUUCCUGCUCUUCGGCGCGCUGGGCCUGCUCUGGCUCGCCCUCUGGCUUCUCCUCGUGCCUGGAGACGCCUCUGCUGUGCCCAUUGCUUCUGCUGCCUCUGGUGCUGAUAGUGGCGGGCAGCUGGAAGGGAAGCACAAUACGCAGAGUGGGCCGCGUGUGACGGUGUGGCAGCUGCUGUCGCACCCGGCUUCAUGGGCCAUCAUCAUCGCCAACACUGUCAAUAACUGGGUGAGAAGGGUCGCUCACAGCGUUGUCCGAACUUCACCACCACAGCCACCACCAACAUCAUGA